CUCUUACGAAAACAAUUAAUUGUUAAUUGGAUUUGCGCUGCGCAUGUGACUUUGCAUCACCGACACUGAAAAUUCAUUUUGUGUUUGUUUGUCAUCAAUCGCAAGAUAGAAAAACAAAAAAAUAUUUUCUCGACAAAAAAACUCAUACAACAAUUUUUGUUUCUACUUGCGGUGUUUGUACUUAAAUUGUGUCGCAAAUGUGAACAAGAAAGAUUAAAAAAAAUUAUCGAAAAGUAAUAAAAAUAAUAACUUGACAGUGUUAAAUUGAAAAAAUUCGCAAUUGACAGAAGUGAAAUUUUACAAGAAACAUAAAAAAUGAUUUCAAGCAUUAAAUUGUUUAUUUCAAUUUUCAUCACCUACUUCACCUUUGUGACUGCGCAAUUAGACGUGAAUCUUGGCAACUCUACUGAUCACUACGCUAAUUGCACCAUUAACAAUGUCGUCUACUAUGACGAAGAUUGCACGAAUUUCUUCAAGAGAAUUCUAACGUGGAUGGGCCUCGGCAUUCUCAUUUUGAUUUUCUUAUUUUGUGGGUGUUUGUGGUACUGCAUCUGUUUUCUGUGUAGAAUUAUUUUCUGCAACGAUCGAUAUGAUCCUAGGAUGUUCACAAGGGAAUAUCCAAAUUACUCUACAAUUCCUUAAAGGAAUCAUUUCUACACUCAAGAUUAAAUAAAUAUUUGAUUAAAAAGUGAUUCAGUUUAAAAUAAUUCUUUAUCAAGAUAAUCGUCAUGUCACAUUUGAAGCCAGCAAUCGUGAAGUUUGUUUGUGUUUGUAGUUUUUCUUUUUUACUCGGUGACUCAUGUUACGAGUUGUUCUCUCUCUGCUCGCAUUUAUUUCAGUUUGAUUUUGUAUUUUCAUAAAUAAGCUUUGCUUUGUUUGUUUCUGAAUAGCUCUGAGAAUUUCAUUUUAUUUUAAUAACUUAUCAACUUCUUUCUAAUUAUUGUGAAACUGAUACGUAAAUUAGGCUGAUUAAAAAUGUCAGCUACACAUCAAAUUUUAUCAGCUGUAAUUUUAAUCACAUUUUCUUUGUGGAUUAAUGCGCAAGAAAUCAGUAAAAAUGGCGAUCGUUCAUCUUAUGAAUCAUUAGAAAAUAAAACUCAUUGGAUCAAUUGUACAAUUGAUGGUGUCGUUCAUUACGAUGAAGAAUGCUUCGAUUGGCUUGGGAAAUUCUUCACUUGGAUCGGUUUAGGAUUGUUUGUCAUUAUUUUCCUUUUAUGUGGUUGUCUCUGGUAUUGUGUUUGCACAAUUUGCAGUAUUUGUUGUUGCACUGAUCAACCACGACAAGUUAUUUACACGAGAUAUGUUUAUCCAACAACUUACACGCAAAUACCUUAAUUAACUAUGAAUCAAUGAACAUCUAAUGUGAUAAAAGUAAUUCAGACAUUGAAUAAAAUAAUAAUAAUUUUAUUUCUAAUCAAUCAACUUCUGUUCUCGAAACACGACAUCCAAGGAAUCUUCUAGCAUUUGAUUUGUUCCACGUAAGUUAUCGACAACUUUCUUUGCCCAAAUAAAAUAUUGAGAUCUUCGUUCUUCAGUCCAUUCCUCCGGCAAGCCGCGCUGAAGAUCUCUCAAGUUAUACAACUUGUCAGCAAGUUUUACAAGUUUGGCUUUUGUACUUGCAGUUUUGGCUUUUUCAAUUUGAAGUUCUUUUCGUGUCAUCUUUGGUAGAGUUUUAUCGUCGGUGACUUCCUUCACUAUGUUUGCGAUCUUUUCGCCGAAGAGUGUUUCAAUUUCUGAGAAUGUUGUGUCAGUAUCUUCAACAGUAUCAUGCAAAAGAGCGGCUAUUAAAACUUCAAAAUCAAAGCAUUUCCCUUCGGAUGUCAAAAUAUUAGCAACACCAAUUGGAUGAUUGAUGUAUGGUGUUUCACUGGCAUCUUUUCGUCGUUGAUCACGAUGUUUUACAGCAGCAAAAUCCAUCGCUUUUGUGUAUAAUUGAAUUGUUUCAUGAUUCCAAGCAGGUUGAUCCAUAACGAUGCGAUUUUUAUGUGCAGAUUGCGCUAC
Molecule: messenger RNA, 2001 nt
Organism: Clunio marinus
Lineage: Eukaryota; Metazoa; Arthropoda; Insecta; Diptera; Chironomidae
Source: the annotation of a GenBank genome assembly